This is a messenger RNA of Protopolystoma xenopodis, 948 nucleotides long. NCBI's taxonomy places the organism in Eukaryota, Metazoa, Platyhelminthes, Monogenea, Polystomatidea, Polystomatidae. The record is from the annotation of a GenBank genome assembly.
AUGGUCGCUUCUACUUCUGAUUCUCUCAGCCCUACUAAUGGCACAGCAGUAGGUGUUGACUCGAAUUCUUCUGGUAUUCACAUGGGCGGUCCAAAUGAUGGAAAUGUCAUAGUUGUCCAUUCCGCUUCCGGAAGUCAUUUGGAACAAUUUCGUAUGAAUAGGAACUCUAGUAAUGGUCUACAUAUGCUCAGUCCUGUUGAAAGGAAUAGGAGAGCUUCGUCACGAGCAAUGGUCAAAAUAGAAGAUUCUGGCGUUGAUGUUGAUGUUAUUGUUGAUGGUCUUUCCGAAGACGUUCAUCAGGUAGUUGAUGCGGAUGAUCUACUCCACGCCGGUCCCCACACCUUUAUCAUGCCCUCUUCAAAUGAACAGGUCGUUAUUGAGGAGGGCGUAGAAGUUCCACUUGACGAUUGUGAGGACGCUGAAGCAGCUGCUGUGGCGGCUGCCGAGGUCGCUGCCGCUGAUGCUGCUGACAACGAUCUUGUUUAUUCGCAUCCCGAAGAGCCUGAUUCAGACUCUAUCCAUCACCGUAUGUUAACAGCAACUGAAGAUUUUCCAGAUACCCCUCUACAGAAUGACCAAGCAGAUGAGCGAUCUGACCACGAACUAUCUGAUCAAGCUCAAUUAUCUCGUGUUCAAGACGAUACCGACGGUACGGAGGAUGAAGGCAGACGUGACGGGGGAACAGAUGAAGUAACUAUAGGCCAAGCAACUGGUUCUCCAGAUUCCGAUUGCAACACUAUACGCUUUGUAGGCCGGAAACUCCCUUCGUCAUUCAUUAGUCGCCUGGACCCACAUACUCGGGUCGUAGGUGUGAACAGAAGUCGUAUAAGUUCCUUAAAUGGCGUUUAUUCUAUUGAUCAUAAAGGCCUUGUAAUAAAAAAUGAAAAUAUCCUUUCAGAUCACGAUUUAUCAGUUGAAGAUGGUGGACUUGUGGCCGGUUUUUCAUAA